Tribolium castaneum (red flour beetle) is the source of this 614-nucleotide messenger RNA. It is a transcript of the gene Osi15, whose product is annotated as Osiris 15. Bases 1 to 567 code for a protein of 188 amino acids. The transcript is spliced from 2 exons. Lineage: Eukaryota; Metazoa; Arthropoda; Insecta; Coleoptera; Tenebrionidae. Gene Ontology annotation, cellular component: membrane. The record is from RefSeq and is a predicted model, not a curated record.
AUGCUGCGUUUGAUUGUCGUUACUUUGUGCGUUUCUGCGGCGACUUGCGGUGAUUCAAAGUGCGCUAACGGUGAUUUCCAGUGCGAAUUGGUCGAAUUUUUGGACGAGCUGGACCGCGAGCCGGCCGUCGACGUCCUCGGCCUGACUCUGGUGCGAAAAUCCGGUCAUUUCCGCGCGCGAACCGAUCCCGGAUUAAUAGAACGUUUCGUCCAAUUUGUGGAAAGCCAUGAAGUCAAAAUCGCUCCAUCCAUAACGGACCGGAACUGGGAGAAUGAAGCGAGGACGAAAAAGCUGAAAAAAAUCCUGUUCCCGAUUUUGAUGUUCCUGAAACUGAAAGCAGCGAUUGUGAUUCCGGCGGUUCUGGCCCUGAUGGGGGCCCUUGCUGUUAAGGGAUUCGGCAUGAGUUUGGUGGCGCUGACGGUGGCUGUUGGGGUGGCUCUGAAGAAUUUUGUGGCCGAGGAGCACUACCACCAUGGGCCUAAAGUGGCCUACGAGAUUGUGCCGCAGGUGUGGCAGAGGAAUGCCAUGGAACAGGGGGCCCCGUUGGCCUACCAACCGAUCUCUUAAUGUGAACGCUUCUUUAUUUAUUGGUUUUAAUAAAAUAUUUAAACAAG